Molecule: messenger RNA, 18644 nt
Organism: Podarcis lilfordi (Lilford's wall lizard)
Lineage: Eukaryota; Metazoa; Chordata; Lepidosauria; Squamata; Lacertidae
Source: the annotation of a GenBank genome assembly
CGCUGGAGACGGCAGUUGAGGUGUGGGCGGCGCGCAGGUAAGUUGGCUUUUGGGGGGCUCCGUCCCCUAUUUAAACCCCCGAACCCACCUCAUUCCGGCCUCCCUCAAAACAGUAACCCCUCCCCCCGUCUCCUAAUAGCCGCCUCCCCCCCAUGAAUGCUAAUUAACCCCAGGCAAUUAGCGCUAAUUAGCGCCCCCGCAAUUAAGACCAUAAGAAGAAGACUCCUGCCUCAGAGUCCAAGCAGGAGCCCUUCCUAGGCCUAAUAACCGCCUCCCCCCCAUUAAUGCUAAUUAACCUCAGGCAAUUAAGACUAAUUAAUACUAAUUAACGCCCCCUAUUAAGGACAUAGCAGUCAACGUUUCCCUUUUUUUAGGGGAAAUUCCCUUAUUCCGAAUAGGAUUCCUCGCAAGAAAAGGGAAAAGUUGACAGCUAUGCCUCAGACCCCAGACAAUAGCCCCUCCCACAAUGAAUGCUAAUUUUUGCUAAGUAACGCCCAUUAAAACCUUAAGAAUCCUGAUUCAGACCCCCAAACAGUAGCCCUGCCCGUCGUUAAUGCUAAUUAACGCCCUCCCACAAUGAAUGCUAAUUUUUGCUAAGUAACGCCUAUUAAAACCUUAAGAAUCCUGAUUCGGACCCCCAAAUAGUAGCCCUGCCCGUCGUUAAUGCUAAUUAACGCCCUCCCACAAUUAAUGCUAAUUUUUGCUAAUUGACGCCCAUUAAAACCUUAAGAAUCCUGAUUCCGACCCCAAACAGUAGCCCUGCCCACAGUUAAUGCUAAUUAACACCCUCCCUAUUAAGACCGUAGGAAGGCUGCUUUCUCGGACUCCAAUCAGUAGCCCCUCCCACUCCCAAUAGUCGCCUCUCCACCAUUAAUGCCAAACAUCUCCUGCCCUUAAGGGUAAUUAUCCCCUCCUUGUCACUGCUAAAUGCUAAUUGAAGUCCCCAGCCCCAGUUAAAAAUAUAUGGAUAGCCUGGCUGGGUCAGGCGAAAGGCCAGUCAAGUCCAGCUUCCUGCUAUCAGAGGAGCCACCCAGACCUCCGACAUGGGGAGCCUGCAAGGAUAAAUUGAUGCUAAUUAAUCCACUAUUAUGCUCAUUAUCACAGUUUCCCUAUCCCUGUUGCAGAUCCUCCGGGUGGAGCUUUUCGGUCCCUUGCUGCCAGUAUUUAGAUUUGCAUCCCAUUUCCCCUCCCACUUGUCUCUCCUUAUUUUUCUAUGUUUUCCCAAUCUCACUGAAUCCAACACUGUCCCUCCAUCAGUCUGGUCAGUCGUGGCCGCACUGGGCCAUGAGACAAAUUCAGGAAAAUGGCAUUAAGUGACUCUCGGACACUAUGGGGGAGACAAAAAAAUUAACAGUGCUCAGUUACUGGCCAUUCUCUCCCGGCAGAAACAUUUGUCUUAAUUCUGAACCUGUGGGGUGGGAGAAACCAUCAUCCAGGGAACAUCUGAUGCGUGUGUCUGUGUGUGAUUUUGUGAUUGCUUCACACCCUGCUGCUAAACUUCCCUGCUUUUGUUUCCCCCCACAUAGACAAUUGUGCGUGGAAGGCUGCUGUUCAAGGCUGCCCACUUCCUGCCCUGCGAGGCUGGCAGAGAUUGCUGGUCGCAACAUGGACAAGCUGCACGGGCUGCAAGCGGACUAUGUUUUCCGUGGCGUUGAGCACAUCGUCCGGAUGUCGGUGGACGGGAACCUUCUGGAAGUAGAAGUGGAGGACCGGCUCACCACGGACCAGUGGCGGGGGGAGUUUGAUGCUGCUUGUGAGUAAUGAAUCUGACACUGAGGAAGCUGUGCUGAUGUGAACAGCUUGGGAGGGGGAAGAGCUGUGAAAUGCCCGGCUACACUGUGCUGCUAUAUGGGAAACCAAACACCGCCUUUCUCUGCUUUGACUAUCUGGCACGUGCAGAGAUGAGCCAGCUGCCCUCUGCAGUUGCCCUUCUGGCUCUGCUUUGUCCCUGCCUCUGCUGGCCACUUGAAGCCCUGUGUCUUUAAUUAUAAUACAGUGGUGCCUCGCAAGACGAAAAGAAUCCGUUCCGCGAGUCUCUUCGUCUUGCGGUUUUUUCGUCUUGCGAAGCAAGCCCAUUAGCGGUUUAGCGGAUUAGCGCUAUUAGCGGCUUAGCGGGCUUAGCGGAUCAGCUGAUAAGCGGCUUAGUGGCUUAACGGAUCAGCUGUUAAGCGGCUUAGCGGAUCAGCUGAUAAGCGGCUUAGGGAUCAGCUGUUAAGCGGCUUAGCGGCUUGGGAAAAGGGGGGGGGAGGGGGAAAAAACCCGCAGGAACUCGCAAGACAUUUUCGUCUUGCGAAGCAAGCCCAUAGGAAAUUCGUUUUGCGAAGCACCUCCAAAACGGAAAACCCUUUCGUCUAGCGGGUUUUCCGUCUUGCGAGGCAUUCGUCUUGCGGGGCACCACUGUAAUAAUAAUAAUAAUAAUAAUAAUAAUUUUAUUUAUACCCCGCCCUUCCCUGUUCAAAAACCGGGCUCAGGACGGCUAACAACAAAUUUAAAACACUUUAAAACACUUAAUUAUAAAAGCAGCAUAAAAUACAAUAUAAAAACAUGAAUAACAAUAAAAUUCAAAAAUCAAUUAGAUAAUCCCCAGGGCUAGAUGGCUGAAUUGGUCCUACUUGUACCAGCUAGGAGGUCAGGGGAGAAUUAGCUGUGGGGUCUUAGAGCGGGUGAUCUUCAUAAAAGGGGAGGGGGAGGGAAGAGAAGGGAAAUAAAAGAUCAGGCUGAAUUCAAAUUAAAGGCCAGGCGGAAUAGCUCUGUCUUACAGGCCCGACGGAAGGAGGUUAAAUCCUGAAGGGCCCUAGUCUCCUGGGACAGAGCAUUCCACCAGGUCUUUUCAAACGAUAAAAUACUGGUUCCAUUUCCCUCUUGCUCUCAAAUUCCCAAGUUAAACCAUUACAUGCUCCCUAUUACAUGCCAAAAUCAGCAUCCCUCAUGUUUUCCCUUUUCUUCCAGUCAUUGAAGACCUCACUCACAAGACUGGGAAUUUCAAGCAGUUUGGUAUCUUCUGCAGCAUGCUAGAGUCGGCCCUUUCCCAGGUGAGGCUCAGUUUGGUUUUGGGGCCGCCACGGAAAAGUCUAUGGAAAUGUGUCUCUUGAGCAUUGCAGCUUUCCUAAGCUUCCUCUCCCUUCGGUCCCUUCUCCCCGGCCACCAACCAUCCAUUCCACAGGUGGACACCUGGGAGAUUUCUUCGUCUAUAGUCCUCUCCUGGGUGUGAACACGGCAGAUAAAAGCCUCAAUCUUUAAAAAACAAACAAACAAACAAACAGAAACAGACAUUAAUAUCAGGUAGGUAGCCGUGUUGGUCUGCCGUAGUCAAUACAAAAUAAGAUAAUAAAUAAAAAAUACCUUCCAGUAGCACGGUAAAGGUAAAGGGACCCCUGACCAUUAGGUUCAGUCGUGACCAACUCUGGGGUUGCGGCGCUCAUCUCGCUUUAUUGGCCGAGGGAGCCGGCGUACAGUUUCCGGGUCAUGUGGCCAGCAUGACUAAGCUGCUUCUGGCGAAGCGGAGCAGCGCACGGAAACGCCGUUUACCUUCCCUUCAGAGUGGUACCUAGUUAUCUACUUGCACUUUGACAUGCUUUCGAACUGCUAGGUUGGCAGGAGCAGGGACCGAGCAAUGGGAGCGCACCCCGUUGUGGGGAUUCAAACCGCCAACCUUAUGAUUGGCGAGUCCUAGGCUCUGUGGUUUAACCCACAGUGCCACCCGCGUCCCUUAGUAGCACAUUAGAGACCAACUAAGCUAGUUAUUGGUAUGAGCUUUUGUGUGCAUUCACACUUCUUCAGAUGUGAAGAAGUGUACACGAAAGCUCAUACCAGUAACUAACUUAGUUGGUCUCUAGCGUGCUGCUGGAAGGUAUUUUAUUCAUUUUAUUUAUUUUGUUUUGUUUUGACACAUUAGUAAGUAAAUAAUGGAGGGGACUCCAAUCUAAUGUGGCUGCUGCUGCUGGGAGUUGUAGUCUGAAACAUCUGGCAGGCACCAGGUUUGAGAAGGGACCUCCAGAAUGUCAAGCCUCCUUUAUAUGUUUCAUCUUCCCCCCUGCUUUGACAACUUACGGUGUUUCUACCACAUGCCCUGCCAGGUUCCUGCAUCUUAAAUCCUGCAACCAUGAUCCCCUUUCUGUCUUGAAUUCCUGUCCUUCCCUAGUCCGAGAGUCGCUUCUUCCAGGAUAAGGACUGGCUGUGUAAACGGUCCUUGAUGUAGUGCUGAUUGUGUGGGCUUUUCCCCUACAGAGCAGCGAGUCAGUCACUCUGGACCUCCUCACUUACACAGACCUGGAGUCGUUGAGGAACAGGAAGAUUGGAGUGGGUCCCCGGCACACGGCGGCUGCCAAAAACUCCCCGCUGAGCUCCAAGCGCUACCUCAUCUUGAUCUACUCAGUGGAAUUUGACAGGUGCCAGGGGAAUCCCCGGCUGCAUGACCAACAGGGAGCCUUGGGGUGACAAGGGGGCUUGUGGAAAUGGAGGGCAGCUCAUUUGUAGCUAAACAUUCACCCCAAGGCCCCAUGGCCAGCCACAGAUUUAUUGCAGGUGCGAUGGGCACAGGUGAACCUGGCCUUUCUGGAAGACCCAAGUAUCCUGUAAGAGCUGUGGGGCUGCCAGAGAGACUGCAUAACCUUAUAACUUGGAGGGAAGCAGCUAAUGAAACCAGUCCUUCCCUUUGCUGUGUGGGAGGAGGAGGAGGCGGAAGACCAUGGUGCUUUCCACGCCUCCUUUUUUGCUUUGAAAACAGCAAACGACGAGGCGGGAGCAAAGGCCCUUCUUACCUCUUAGCCCACGACUGUCCAGGGAGCUGCCCCCCUUUUCCCAAAGCAAGAAGAGAGGGGAAGAUCAAGGACCACAGCCAUCUUUGCCAAGCUGGGGCCUUCCAGACGCUUUGGACUACACCCACCUGGGGCUUAUGGGAAUUGUAGUUCAAAGCGGCUAGAAGGCCUCAGCUUGGCAAAGGCUGAUCUGCAGGGAUAUGCAGAGGAAUAAGCAUUCAAUAUUGGUAGCAGUUGGGACGCGGGUGGCAUUGUGGGUUAAACCACAGAGCCUAGGACUUGCCGAUUAGAAGGUCGGCGGUUCAAAUCCCCACGACAGGGUGCACUCCCAUUGCUCGGUUCCUGUUCCUGCCAACCUAGCAGUUUGAAAGCACGUCAGAGUGCAAGUAGAUAAAUAGGUACCGCUCCGGCGGGAAGGUAAACGGCGUUUCCGUGCACUGCUCUGGUUCACCAGAAGCGGCUUAGUCAUGCUGGCCACAUGACCCGGAAGCUGUACGCCAGCUCCCUCGGCCAAUAAAGCAAGAUGAGCGCCGCAACCCCAGAGUCGGCCACGACUGGACCUAAUGGUCAAGGGUCCCUUUACCUUAUCGGUAGCAGUUACAGGGAAGAAAGUUGCCUUUCCCUUUUUGUGGGUUGGUUUUGGCUGUCUUCUGGACAGGGAGGCAGGAAGCAGCAAGGGUUGCUAGCCAGUCCCCUCUUGGGAGGGGGCCUCUGCCCUCCUAGUCAAACAGAGCGUCUGCCUGGCCUGUUAAGCACCAGAACCAGCCCCUUGACAUUUGCUCCUGUCUGCGGUGAGGUGCAAUGCCGGGGGUCCUGACUUGUGGUUGCGUUUCCUUGUUUCUCGGCAGGAUCCAUUACCCCCUCCCCCUCCCUUACAUGGGCAAGCCGGAUCCCGUCGUUCUGCAGAAGGUGAUCCGGGAGCUCAAGGAGGAGUUGGCCCUGCUGAAGGCAAAGCCAAGCAAGGAUUUCAGAGAUGCUGAGAUCCGCCGGCUUCGUGACGAGUGAGUGGGGGAGGUGGGGAGGGGUAACUUGAGCCAUAUCAGGCUGCUUCUCUCUGCAGGAGACAUCAAUGCGGCCUUCUGAAUUUGCUGUUCCGGCAUUUAGGAACCAGGAUAUCUGUGGCACCAAGAAAUGGGUGUUUGAAGUGUUUCUUGGAACUUUCUUUCCCAGGUACCAGGGAGAGUGGAAGGUGUUGGGGUUUUUGUAGGGAGGGAGAGAUACUCAAGGCAUAGCUGUCAACGUUUCCCUUUUUUAAAGGGAAAUUCCCUUAUUCUGAAUAGGAUUCCUCGCAAGAAAAGGGAAAAGUUGACAGCUAUGACUCAAGAACUGCAUCUCCCAUCUUUGGGAGCUAUUUGUGAUCACAGGCAUGUAAAUGCUUCUUUGGAGUCAGUUUUCCUCCUCAAAGCAUUGUUCUGAUCUGACUGAUCCCUACUGAUUUAAAAUACAACCCUUAAAUCUACCACGUUCAUCUGUUGCUUCCCUAUAAAAACGUUCAAGACAGCCUACAAAGAGCAAACAAUCCAAAUUAAGUUUAAAUUCCUCGGCCCGAAAAUCCAAACAAGGGCAAGUAUUGAAAUGGCAGUGAAGGAAACUCUGUAGCUUCUCAUGGGUUUGAGAAGGAGACUUGCUGUGCGAGGAAAUGGUGCAACAGGUCUGCCCUAUUACCAGAAACCAGCAGGAGUCAGGAGAACUGUGACAGUUGUAUUUAUUUAUGAACAGCAGAUCAGCACUUCAGCAUAGCAGCUAAGACUUGCUAGACAGGCAAAGCUAAGCUUCCCAUUCAUCCGUAGAGGGAACCACACCCAGCGAGAGGAGCUUUUAUUACAGUUCUGGCGUGUCUUUUAAGGAGACAGGCCAGACAUUUUACAAUAUCAGUCUGGAAAUGCAAUGCAGCAGGAGGGCAGCUGCUCUUUCCUUGAAGAGAUGAUGAUGAUGAUGAUGAAUUCAAUUUAUAUACCGCCCUUUAUCAAAAGGUCCCAGGGUAGUGUACAACAUUAAAAACACAUUACAGAACAUCAAUAAUAAAAAGUAUACUGACAGAUGUAAAGUAGUUGUCAUAAUAACGGUGCUCUGCCCCACACUUUAGAUUAUUUAAUAGCCAUAGGCCUGGGAAAAGAGGAGUGGUUUUUUGCCAGACGUCUAAAGACAAAAGUGGCUUUGCAAACCCACCUUUUAGUGCUUAAACAACCUUUUGCAAAGCCCAGGUCUCUCUUUUUUUUAAAAUGAUAUUUAUUAAAGUUUCAAAAAAUACAAAAAAUACAGAAUACAGAAAGAAGAAGAAUAAUUUUUUUUAAAAAAUAUAACCUAAAAAAUAAAAAGAAACAUACCAAAUAAAACAGUUAAAAGGACAUUAAUUUUCCAUAACCUAUCUUCCCUAUACUUAUUUCCCCGGACCUCCUCAUACCUCCCUUUUUUGUAUUCCAGUUCAAUUUGUUAGUUCAGCAAAUCCUUACCAUUAAAAUUACCCAGUUGCAAACCUUUUUUCAUAUCUCUUAGAGCAUUACAGCUAAAAACCUCUUAGUUUCUAUCCAGCAUCCUUCUAAGAUUCCUUAAUUUUACAAUAUUUCUGUAAAUAGUCUUUAAAUUUCUUCCAGUCUUCUUUCACCGACUCUUCUCUCUGGUCUCGGAUUCUGCCAGUCAUUUCCCAAAGCCCAGGUCUCAAGCCUUGCGCGGAAGAGAUUCUCUCUCGGCUGCCGCUGAUCCUGCCCCGACGCUCCCUUUUCCAGGCUGCAGCACACCUUGGAGGAGAAACAGUCAGUGGAGACGGUCUUGCUGGGCCUUCAGGAGGAGCUGAAGCUCACCAACAAGAGCAGCGCCUUCAAGGAGGUCAAGAUCCUCAAGAAGGUCGUGCAGAGCCUGGAGGAGGAGCUGACCAAAGAGAGGGCGAAGCACCAGCGGAUCGCUAACAAGCGCCUGCAGGAGAGCCGGCAGCUUGCCGACGAGGUGGGCUGGGCCUUAAUAAUAAUAAUAAUAAUUUUUAUUUAUACCCCGCCCUCCCCAGCCAAGGCCGGGCUCAGGGCGGCUAACAAGCAAUAAUAGAAACAAGUUGAAUGAUUACAACUUAAAAACAAAAUUAGAAUACAAAAUUAAAAUACUGAAACAUUAAAAUAUUAAAAUGUAGCCUCAUCGCAGGAGGCGAAAGGAAAAGAAAAAAGAAAGAGAGGGAGGGAAUCAAAUUGGCUCCAAGCCAAAGGCCAGGCGGAACAACUCUGUCUUACAGGCCCUGUGGAAAGAAAUCUGAUCCUGCAGGGCCCUGGUCUCAUGAGGCAGAGCGUUCCACCAGGCCGGAGCCAGAGUUGAAAAGGCCCUGGCUCUGGUUGAGGCUAAUCUAACUUCCUUAGGGCCCGGGACCACUAGGGUGUUGCUAUUUAUGGACCUUAAGGCUCUCCAUGGGGCAGACCGGGAGAGGCGGUCCCGUAGGUACAAGGGUCCUAGGCCAUGAAGGGCUUUAAAGGUCAAAAGUAGCACCUUGAACCUGACCCUGUACUCCACCGGGAGCCAAUGCAGCUGGAAAAGCACUGGGUGAAUAUGCUCCCAUGGCAGAGACCCCGUGAGGAGCCUCGCUGCAGCAUUCUGCACCCGCUGGAGUUUCUGGGACAGCUUCAAGGGCAGCCCCGCGUAGAGCGAAUUACAGUAGUCAAGCCUGGAGGUGACCGUCACAUGGAUCACUGUGGCCAGGUUGGGGCGGGAAAGCUAAGGGACCAACUUACAGGAUCCUCCUUCCCCUGGGCGGGUGGGGGAGAGGGCUAUAGUAGGCUGCUGAAAGGACAAAGACCUCAGUGCGGAAGCGCUCGUCCGAGCUCAGCUCUGCUACUGAAAACAAAUCCUUAGGCGUGGAAUGUGCUCAGAGGCACCUCCUGGUCUUUUAUUCUCACUGCGUCCUUUCCGCUUCAUUUUGGGGGUCCGAGGUAGAAAAACGCCAAAGAUCAAAUAAGCCUGGAAUCUGCUCACCUUUGGCGGAAAGGGCAAGGCUUCUCUUUUCCCUCCGACAAGAGCCGUGGGGCUGGUGAGUGGGGGGGUCAUGGUGAGGAGAGAGGGAGGGACGGCCAGCCUUCCUCCAAGACUAGGGACCCCUAGAAACACCAGCUCCUGUUAGGUAGAUUUAUUUCUUUAUUGUUUGGCGUCCGGCACGCUUCCCCUGCACGCCUCUGCAGGUCGUAAAGCAAUUAGCAGAAUUGCACAGCGUCCGUGUUGAAAGGGCAGUAAAAGAAGUCCCACACGUUUCUUCUGUCCUAAGAUCACUUUAUUUGCUCAAAAGUAGCAUAUUUACAAACAAGAAAUUCCAUCUGAUUCAAGCUGCAUCUUCUCCCUCUGUUUGCAGCUGCGUAACAAAGCUGCUUUCACUUUUUCACUCAGCUCACAGCAUUCCAAGCUGCUUUCGUCAAGUCCUGGCUUACUUCCCUUGUAAGCGCCUCCUCUCAGCCUCGAGACACAGAAGGUUAACCCUUCACUACACCCAACAGCUCCUUCAUUUCAUUCACUCUUAAUUUGCAUACCGCCUUUCUAUACUACUCUAUGCAAGGCGGUUUAUGACGAAACAUGCAACAAAGAUCACACACCUUAGAACAUGGGUAGGCAAACUAAGGCCCGGGGGCCGGAUCCGGCCCAAUUGCCUUCUAAAUCCGGUCUGCGGACGGUCCAGGAAUCAGCGUGUUUUUACAUGAGCAGAAUGUGUCCUUUUAUUUAAAAUGCAUCUCUGGGUUAUUUGUGGGGCAUAGGAAUUUGUUCAUUCCCCCCCCCCCAAAAAAAAUAUAUAGUCCGGCCCCCCACAAGGUCUGAGGGACAGUGGAACUGCUGAAAAAAAUUGCUGACUCCUGCCUUAGAAUAAUCAAAUUCAAUACAGUGGUACCUCGGGUUACAAAUCUAAUUCAUUCCGGAGGUUCGUUCUUAACCCAAAACCGUUCUUAACCUGAGGCGUGCUUUCGCAAAUGGGGCCUUCUGCUACCACCGCGCCACAAGCACACAAUUUCCAGUCUCAUCCUGGGGCAAAAUUCUCAACCCAAGGUACUACUUCCGGGUUAGCAGAGUUUGUAACCCAAAGUGUUUGUAACCCGAGGUACCACUGUACAGCAAAGUCAUAAUAAAAACAUAACUUUAGACAACUUGCAGCAAGUAAAGUAAUAUUCGAUAAUCCAUUGGAACAUAAUAGUACACAAUAACAUUACUCUCAAAAUAUCAGUAAAUAAUAAUUAAACAGAAAUUCACUCUUAGCAAUUACAGUGGUACCUUGGUUUUCGAACGCCUCUGUAGUCAUACGUUUCGGAACUUGAAUGCCAAAAACCUGGAAGUAAAUGCCUCGGUUUUUGAACGCGCCUCGAAAGUCGAGCAGGAAAGGCGGCUUCCGUUUUGAGGCUUCUGCUUUCAGUUUUCAGACGUUUCAGAACUCAGAACGGACUUCCAGAACAGAUUAUAUUUGAAAACCGAGGUACCACUGUACAAUAAAUAAUCAAACUAUAAUCAACAAAAAUAGCAGCAAAUCACAAUGCAUAAAAUGCCGCACCACCACAUUAAAAAAACCAUGUGAAAGGACCACAUUCUGCAAAUAUCCACCCUGGACUCCUAGGUACCAACUCUGCUUGAAUAUUAACACACACACACCCCCCCAAUUAUUCAGCCUGAGCCUUAACACAAGGCGCAAAAAGAGAUCUUUCUGCCCACUGCAGCUGGCGGAGAUGAAAGCGACAGAACGGAGCCUCCGGAUUCGCGUGAAGAACCUGACCAACGAGCUGGCCUUGUACAAGAAAGGGUGAGCGCUCCUGACCCCUCGGCCGCUCUGCUUCGCUGUCAAAGGCAGCAGCUUCUAUGCCGGACGCAAACCCACCCCUCUAGCCGCAGGCGUUCCUUUCUCUCCCCUCCCCAGGCGCUUCACCCCCUCCGGACCAUCUCCCCAGAACCACCCCGCGCCCCCUCGCAAUUUUGCGCACCCCACCCUGUCCCGAGGCAGCACCAAGAAGAGAGACGUCCGCCGCUCCACCUCGGAGGAGCGCUCGAACUCCCGGGAGCGCAGCGGCGCCUGGGGGCCCAGCCGGCAGAGGUCCACCUCCAGGGAGGGGCGCAGUGGGAGCCAGGGCCGCCUCCCUCGACAGUCCCCGUCUCCUACAGGUGAGAGGGGUGGGGCACCCUUACCAUGCACCCCCUCUUCCCUGGCACCAGGCCUGCCUGGCGCAGUGGCCGGUAGGAGGGAGAAGCCUCCUUCGAAGGGGGUGUGCUGGGCACAGAAAGGAUCAGGCUUCAUUAUCCUCUCCCUGCCUGGCUCCGAGUUACCAACAGAUGCAAACUCUUCUUCUUCUCAGGAUGCCAGGCAAGUAAAGCCGCCUUUUUCAGCACAUGUUUUGUUUUAUCUGCUAGAUCUGAGGGGGAGGGCCGGAGUCAAGUACUGCAGCUCGUGAAACUACUGGCAACGCAUCUCUUGCUUCUGAGAUACCGUAUUUCCCGCUCUAUAAGACUCACUUUUCCCCUCCUAAAAAGUAAGGGGAAAUGUGUGUGCGUCUUAUGGAGCGAAUGCAGGCUUCGCAGGCUAUCCCAGAAGCCAGAACAGCGAGAGGGAGCGCAGCGCUCCCCUCCCUCUCUCUCUGGCUGUUCUAGCUUCUGGCUUAGCCGCGCGAAGCCUCCGCAGGGGAGCCCUGCAGAGGCUUCGUGCAGCUAUCCCUGGCUUUUGCGGGAGGUGCGGCUCUGUCCCUUCCCCCACCUCCCAGAAAAGCCCCCAAGAGCCGCGCUCCCUCUUGUGGGAGGUCGGGGGAAACCCGGGGGGCUUGCUUUCGCUGAAGCCAGGAGAGCAAGCGGGAUCGGUGCGCACCGAUCCUGCUUGGUCUCCUGGAUUCAGGGAUAGCCCUGAAAAGCCUCCUGAGCGAAGAGGGAGGAGCGCUCCCUCUUCAUUCAGGAGGCUUCUUAUUUCUUGUUUUCCUCCCCUAAAAACUAGGUGCGUCUUAUGGAGUGAAAAAUAUGGUACUCUGCAUGUUAGAAGAGCCUUAGCCCUGGGAUAGCUCAGUUGGUAGAGCGUGCGACUCUUGAUCUCAGGGUUGUGGGUUCAAGCCCAACCUUGGGCAAAAACAUCCCGCAUUGCAAGGGUUGGACUAGAUGACCCGUGUGGUCCCUUCCAGCUCUGUGAAUUUAUGAUCAGGUCAAAGGCCCGUCUAAUCCAGCACUCUGUCCUAUAUGGUGGCCAGCCCAGGCGCAGAGCAGAGCGCACUCCCAUCAGGGUUCCCCAGUAGCUCAUAUUCAGAGGCGUUCUUGCCGCCAUGCUUGACUCUCUAACAAUAGGGGCUAGAAACUUGCUUGCCGGUUUUUGAAGCCAAGAACUGUGCCAGAGUUCAAAUCCCACAACUGUGGAAUGGAGGACCUCAGGACCUUAUCUACGCGCGAUGUCUCCAAAGCUAGAAUCCACACCCCACCUUAUGCGAAGAAUGACGGGCUUCUUAACUCUCUGCAGGCAAAGCAAAUCCUUGCCUUUUCAGCAAGGCUGCCUUUGCCUUGGGCACGACGUCAACCCAGAACUGGGCACUGGGAGCUUCUGCCCUGUAAACAGACCAGGUCCCUUCUGCUCUGCAGGACAGAACUGCCAUAAGAUGCCCUUCCUCCUUGACCACCCUCUUUCCCUCUCCUUCCCUGUAGGACCCCGGGCACCACGCUUUGACCCCACCGCCUUUGUGAAGGCCAAGGAGAGGAAGCAGAAGGAAGCGGAGCAGAAAAAGUGAGUCGCUCGCCUCCAGGAUCUGCCUCUCCCUGCCGUUCCCCCAACCCCGGCAGCUGCAGGAUCCAGGCAAGGGCGAACACAGCACUGUUUGGGCUAAUUUGUCCUGUCUCCCUCCAGAGAGCGAUGCCUGCGGCGGGGGAUGGGAGACACCCCGCCCAGCGGUUGGUGCCACCGCCUACAGUCCAGGGGCCCAUCGGCUUUCAGCACCGGCGGUCUCGGGAAAAGCCGGGGCAGGAGUUCUUCAGGUGCGUGUCGCUGGGACCUUGCUCCGUUUCGUGUGCCGCGCAAAUGACGCACGCAGCAGCGUGGAUGUGCCAGGCGUCGGGUCCCUGCCUCGAGGAGCUUCCAAAACCUCAGUUGGAGGUGGGGAGGGAAGUGGGCAGGCGUACGUGGGGGGAACAGGCAAUCGAUUUCGCAUAUUUUCAUACUAGGCUGGGUUACAGGGUGGAAUGGGAACUAGGGGGUUGCGGCAAAGGCUUCACUUUAAGGUGGGACAUGGGUGAAGUAAGGUUCUCCGGAAGCAGACUGCAAGGGAGAAAACGCCAGGGGUUCUUUGGUUAGAGAGAGCCAGGGGUGCUGCACCAGUGAGAGUGUCAGACUAGGACCUGGGAGAGACCAGGGUUCAAGUCCCCCCCCCCCCAUAUUGAAGCUUGCCGGGUGACACUAGCCCAGUCACUGCCUCUCAACCUCAUCUGCCUCACAGCGUUGUUGUGGGGAUAAAACGGAUCUAGGCGGAGAACGAUGUACGCCACCUUAAGCUCUUUUGGGGGGGGGGAGCUGGGCUAUAAAUAAUGGAGCAGGGCACCUUUGGACAACUUAGGAAUAGAUCUGAAGAGGGGGUAGGGACUAGGAACUUGUGCUGGAUCUGGGAGCAUACAGGAAGCCCGUGGAGCGUACAGGAAGCAGGGUGAUCAUAGGAUUAGAGGAACAGGAGGUUGCCAGCUAGAUUGGAGGCGAUUAAAGGUGAGACAAGGGAAGGCCAGAGAAGAGGGGAUUGCAGGAGUCUAGCGGAGAAAGGCAGAGGGCCCAGGCCAGAGUCUUUGAGCCUUCCUCUUCGUUGCCUGGCUGGCGCUAAAUGAAUACAGCCCAAGCAAAAGUGACAGUGCGCGGAAAUGUUUGUUUGUUUUGGGAAAUUAGCUUCUUACUUAGUUCUGAACAUUCCCCGCACCCCUGUAUGUGCAAACUUUCCUUAUUUCCGCCAACGGCAUCCAUACCUGUCCUGCCCUCUUUCUGCACGUGCUCACAACAGUUUGAAAUCACAGUAAAUAUUUUGAAAUAUAAAAUAGCAGUUGAAAAAAGAAUACAUGAGUUGGAGCUGACGUGCAGAGAUGUUUCCGUCCAUUUUCCUCUUGCUUUGUUAGUCCUAAUGGGAAAUUCACUUUCCUCGCCAUCGCUCCCGUCUUUCCUGCCUCCUCUCUGCUCCUUCAUUGUCCGCAGUGCACAGCCUGUCCUUCAUCAGGUUCUCUUUGCCUCCCAUCUUGCCCUUACAAGAGCUCUGUUCUUUUGCUGUCUGCUUUGCCCUGAACCUUCGAAAUGUCUGUGAACAUCCCAUGACAUUAUAGCAGGCUUCACAGUAGAUCAGCAAGGAGAGAUUCUCGUAGGUGCUUUAGUUAACGGUAUUUAUAGUUUGCUUUCUUUUUGCCCGUUACGCCUGGUUUAUAUGUUCCGAGAGCCACUUUACACAGACACGUCACAGCAUUUGGGUGACUUGCCUUCACCUCACCUGAUCUCACCCUAUGCUCUCUUCCUGCAGUGGAAAGCUUCCGCAGCCGGCGCUCAUCCGCAAGCUCAGGGAGCGAGUUGGACGAUUACUCUGAGCCUGCUGCCCCAAGGUAAGGAAGGUGGGGCAGCCUGAUGCAAAGCAGUCUACUUUGUAUGCUGUGCUGGAAUGCCCAGCCGCUUCCUGCCAAAACCCCACACUUAACUUUAAAAAGCAAGUUUCCAGUCCUUAUGGGAGCAGAAGCGAAUCUGAGAAAGCUGCGGCAAAAAUUCCCAUUGCCAAGCAAGUCACACAGCCCUCUUCUCACGAGGAAGGUCAGGACUAGGAAUCCAGGGCAGCUGUCUACCAGCUCCAUCUGGUACACAGGCUGAGACCCUACCUACUUGCAGACUGUCUCGCCAGAGUGGUGCAUGCUCUAGUUAUCUCCCGCUUGGACUACUGCAAUGCGCUCUACGUGGGGCUACCAUUGAAAGUGACCUGGAAACUACAAUUAAUCCAGAAUGUGGUAGCUAGACUGGUGACUGGGAGUAGCCACUGGGAUCAUAUAACUCUGGUCCUGGAAGACCUACAUUGGCUCCCAGUACGUUUCCAAGCACAAUUCAAAGUGUUGGUGCUGACCUUAAAAGCCCCGAACGGCCUUGGCCCAGUAUACCUGAAGGAGCGUCUCCACCCCCAUCGUUCAGCCAAGACACUGAGGUCCAGCUCCAAGGGCCUUCUGGCGGUUGCCUCCCUGCGAGAAGCCAAGUUACAGGAAACCACGCUGAGGGCCUUCUCGCUAGUGACACCCGUCCUGUGGAACACCCUCCCACCAGAUGUCAAGGAAAUAAAUAACUACAGUAUCUGAUGUUUAGAAGACAUCUGAAGGCAGCCCUGUUUAGGGAAGUUUUUAAUGUUUGAUGUUUUAUUGUGCUUUUAAAAUUCUGUUGGGAGCCGCCCAGAGUGGCUGGGGAAACCUAGCCAGAUGGGUGGGGUAUAAAUAAUAAAUAAUAAUUAUUAAGGGCUUUGCCUGGCUCGGGCACAGAGUUUGGGGUUGGGACAUGAUUGCAAUUAGCCCAUUAGCCUGAUCCGGCCUGAUGAGUUGUGUGUGUUGUCCCUUAGGGGGAGGAAGCGAGCAGUGAGAGGCAGGAAGCCUCUGAGUUCCUCGUCCUGGAAUGGCAGUACCAUGGUAAGCAGCCAGCCGCGUCGAGGUUCCUCUUUGGCAGAAAAGUGCUGGGCAAACUGAGCUCGCCAUCUGCUGAGACUCCUGGGCACUGGGGGUGGGUCUUCGAUUUCCUUUAGCUAUCAGAGGUGAACUGACCAGUGCCACUUGUUCUCCAUGUAGAUUCCCCACACGGAUGGUGGCCACAGGAAGCACCUGGCCAGCACGCCUACCACAGGCCUGCGAGCGGACAAAGGUAAAUCCCCCGGGGUCUCCAGUGGCCUCUUGAGCUGAGGCAGCACAGAGACUGGAGUGGGCUGACCUCUCGGGGUAACAGUGAAGUGUAAUCCCCUCUUGAGAGCCAGUGUGGCGUAGCAGUUGAGAGUGUCGGGUGACCAGGGUCCGCCUCUUCUCUCGGCCGUGAAGGGUGACCUUGGGCCAGUCCCUGGCUCUCGCCCUAACUUACCUCACAGAGUGGUUGUGAGAAUCAAAUAGAAGAACCAUGUACAGUGUUACCUCAGGUUACAUACGCUUCAGGUUACAUACGCUUCAGGUUACAGACUCCACUAACCCAGAAAUAGUGCUUCAGGUUAAGAACUUUGCUUCAGGAUGAGAACAGAAAUCGGGCUCCAGCGGCACGGCAGCAGCAGGAGGCCCCAUUAGCUAAAGUGGUGCUUCAGGUUAAGAACAGUUUCAGGUUAAGUACGGACCUCCGGAACGAAUUAAGUACUUAACCCGAGGUACCACAAGUGGUACCUCUGGAUGUGAACGCGAUCCGUUCCAGAGCCCCAUUCACAUCCUGAAGCGAACGCAAACUGUGUCCGCGCGUCUGCGCGGGUCGCAAUUCGCCGCUUCCGCGCAUGCGUGUGACGUCAUUUUGAGUGCACAUGUGCGAGCAGCAAAACCCGGAAAUAACAUGCUCCAUUACUUCCUGGUCGCCACAGAGCGCAACCCGAAAAUGCUCAGCCUGAAGCUACUUUAACCCGAGGUAUAACUGUACGCUAGUGCUUGCCAACUAGCCCCCCCAGGAUAUUCCAAGGGGGCCACAGGUGAAAAAUGCAUAAAUGAGAGGCCACAGCAUGAGGCUAGGGGGCCACAGAGGGAAGUGAGAAGUGAAGGGGGGAAAUAUUUUUUUAAAAUACGUCUUGAUUGGCUAUCUGGCCUAUCACAAGCAAGUAAGGGGGUGGCCCACCAGGGCCCAGCACUCCUUUUUGCCCUGUGCAUUUUCUUGGCGCAGACCUGGGUGUGUUUUUUUGGCGGGAGAGAGCGACCGCUGAGGCUCCCGUUUUGACCAGUAGGGCCCGCGAUCUAGAAACCCCAGGUCAGGUAAGUGCGGUGGUGGACUGGUAAUGAGUAGAGAUGGUUGAGGAGGAGCUUCUUGUUGCUGCCACCAGGGCUGGGCCUGUUACUGCUUGCUUGCUUGCUUGCUUGUUUAUUUAUGCCAAGCCAGCCCAUUGGCUCAUCUGCAUUGUCCACGCUGGCUGGCAGCAGUGACUGUCCAGGGUUUCAGAUAAGGGGCAUUCCCAGCCCUCCCUGGAGAUUUGACCUCGUUAUUAAUUGGGCUCUGCCUCCAAGCCAUAGCUAGCCCUUCCUCAUUGGGCCUUGCCCAGAAAGUUACGCCCCAAUUGGAAGAAGUUUAAGGAAUAUUUGAAAAAAAUACGUUAAUAUUUAAGUUUUAGAAUAGCUGUGGAAGUGGAGAUAGGCUGUAGGGUUAGAAGUAGAAGAUAAUGUAUUUCAAAAUACUAUUAUUUGUAAGUGAUAAAAUGUGAAGUUUUUUAUGGUUAAAGUAAGUGUGAUUUUAAAAAACGGUUAGAAAACAUGAUAUAUGUAAACUGCUAAAGGUGAAGUAAAAUGAAAAUCAGAUAGGUGGGACUUGUUUAGAAAACAUAAGGAUAAGACAAUAAUUUGUUUGUACUGUUUGUUUUUCUGUUUGUGUUCUUUAUUUGUGUUAUAAAAUGAAUAAAAAAAAUGGGGGGGGGGAGAAAGUUGCGCCCCAGUCUCCCGGUCCUCUCGUAUGGCAAUAACCCCAGUUGUCUUGUCCCACAGAGAACCUAUACGACGAGCCAUCGGCUGACCUUUCGGAGAUUGACGCUCGGCUGCAGGCGCUGCAGGAAUACAUGAAUAAACUUGAGACCAGAACGUAACCCCUGGAGUAGAACAAAUUAAGAGGGCCACUGGGCCAGAAUACAGGGAGCCUCCUUCCCCCACCCACCCCGGUUUGGAGUCCUCCUUCGGGCUUCUUUAGACAGAGGCAUGGGCCUGAAAGAGAUGGUGGCGGGAAGCAUGGGUUUGUAAACAUUCAUGUACAGCAAGCACACUCAAAAGUGGGUGCCUUUAGGGACUAGAAGCUUCAGAGCUUUUCCCCCCCUUGCUGCUCUGAUGCUGCUUAGGACCUGGUCGAUGUGUAGCUUGCUCAACAUCCAGCAGCGCAUUGAACCCUUAGCCUUACUUAGCCCUUUUGUACCCAAUCUUGCCUUUAAAAACAGGGAGAUGGAGACCCCUUCGGCCAUCAGAUCAUCCUUCUUUAAGACUCCCCUCCUGAUUCCACCUGCUCUCUCGCCCCUUUAGUUCCGAGCCUUUAAGAAACCAGGGUGUGCUGCCUGAGAUCAAAAUGGGCCCUCCCUCGCUGCUUGCUCUGAGGCAGGCCUCCUUCCUGGGACAAAGACAAUGACUUCUCUUUUACGGAGUCCCUCCUUCUCCCUCCAGUUGCUUCCAGGCCCGUCUCUGGCCUGGAGGUGCUGGCAGCUUUGGGGGCACAAAUUCAGAUCUCUUCCUGGGGGUGAGAAGAAGGGUCGGAAUUUCUUGGCUCAAAAGACUGGCCGAGUGAGAGAUCGCAGGCUUAGCCAGAAAAUCUUUGGGCUGCCUGUGAGAGAUCCUAGUAGGGAAUAGUUCCACUCACCAGUUUUACUUCUCAGCUAGGCACCAAAGGGAAGCUGAACUGUCACAGCCAUUUUCCUUUUAAAGAACUGCUUUUGCCCAGCCUGUUUAGACCAGGUAUCUCUUCUGGGUUCAGAUGGUGGUGUGUUAAACAGCAUCCUUGUUCCCUCGGCUGUGCAGCGGGGAGCCUGUUCCCAGUUGUGACAUAUCCUUUUGGCCUGUUUUGACUGCUCGCUUGAGCCAGGCUCCUUUGCAAGGGGCAAACGCAGCUGGAGUUGUGUCGGUCUACCCUCUAGCAGGCUGGUUCAUAAACUUACGCGUGGUCUCUUCUAAACAUUCCAUGAAGUUCUCUUGACAGCUUUUAAUGGAUGGUGGUUGUCUGUUUUCCCUGUCUGCCUGUCUCCCAGUGUGUGGUGCUGUGUGCAGUGAUCCUAUUUUGUAAAUAAACACUUCUUUUCU